Punctularia strigosozonata HHB-11173 SS5 is the source of this 3203-nucleotide messenger RNA. RefSeq lists its product as uncharacterized. The transcript is spliced from 7 exons. The record is from RefSeq and is a predicted model, not a curated record. The annotation marks the transcript as partial. Gene Ontology annotation, biological process: protein localization to prospore membrane; ascospore-type prospore membrane formation. Lineage: Eukaryota; Fungi; Basidiomycota; Agaricomycetes; Corticiales; Punctulariaceae. Gene Ontology annotation, cellular component: prospore membrane.
GAUGCCUACACCACAGUCUAUACCGCCGCCCAUCAAUGCAUCUAUACCAGCCAUCGAAGUCGUUAAACGGAAUGAUCGCCACAGCAACACUCGCCGAGUCUUCGUUGGCCCUACGCCAGAGAGGGCGCUCACACAGCUGAGCGUGCGAAGUCAGCGGGCAAAGAAAGCGCGCAGCACCGGUGGAUCGGAGUCGGAUAGCGAUGACGAGAGCCUCACGGACGCAAUCAAGCACCACGCCUUUCAAUUCUUCCUGGGUAAAGGCGGACGCGAGGAGGAUUGGGAUCAAGAUGAGGAGCGUCAUAUACGUCAGGAGAUGCUUCAGCGAUGGAGGGAGAGCGAGUACUACACCAAGGUGUUCCGUCGCCGGAGGAACAAGGAGCCUGUACCGAAGUGGGUUGGAGGCAGCUUCGAAGUCGGAGACUUCUUAGGCGUCAAUGUCAUUCACGAUCCUCCGCAUACAAAUUAUCAGCAUGACUCGCCUUCCGGAACAACUCACCAACCGUCGGGCUCUCGGCUCGAGCCUGAUGCACAUUCCCGUUCAAAUUUCGGCCUCUCCACGGCAAACUUGGAUGUCACCUCGGAGGGACGAAGUGGUCCUUCGACGAAUGGUUUCCCUCCUAACAGGAAUUUCGUCGAAGAACCACGGCCUCUCAGCGAUUCCUCUAGUGCCCCUCUAUUGCCUCGUCCUGGGCCCAGCGGGCGAGAAGUUGCAGUCCGCUUUGCCAGCGACGAACAGACUAUCUCACAGGACACACAUGUCAACGACACCGUCGCUCGUACUACGCUCCCUUCAGAUGGGCCUCUACCACCAUCUAUCGUGCUCGGGCGUUCUGGUCCGGGUAUAUCAGCCACGAGCGCUGGGGCAGCCGAGCUGGCGACCGCCGAGAAUGCAGUACCAUGGGGGGAGGUUGUGAUGCGUGACAGAAUGCUAUGCCGAGUGCUCUAUAGUAGGGAAGAUGUGGGCACUAACUUCGACGAGGAGAAGAACUCUACGGCUCGGCAUCUCACGCCUAUCAAAUGGGGCGAAUGCCUGCUCGUUUGGCGUAAAGACCGACUCGAGAUUUACGACGAAUAUAAGACUCCGCUGAAGGAGCGUUUGCUGGGACAUAAGCGUCUCGCACACACUAUACCGUUGGACCCUGCGAAGACAAAGUUGUCAUGCUACUGCUUCGUCGACUUGACGUUCUGCCUCACUAGCGCUCCAAAGGGUAACCGCGGUGUUCACAAAGCUACCGGAUUCCUGCAUGGAGAGAAGGGUCUGAACGUCUACAUAUUCAAGGCGAGAUGUCGAACGCGCGCCGCCGACUGGAUGUGGCAGUUAUGGCGGCAGCUGGGUGGUAUCCUACCUCCCUUCCUGGAGGUGCGGAUUCCCGUUAUGGAUACUCGAUUGAAGAUCGAUAUUCCGGAGCCGGAGGACUGGCAGCACAUCAAUGCAUUGUUGACGAACGACAACGUCCUUGCUAUGUGCACCGACGCCCUCAAGCACCUUCCGGACUGGGACGCCCUCGUCGAGGAGCCAAUACGUGAAGGCGACGCUAGGCUUCAUCUCGCCUGGCGCAUGGACCUGGACAUUGACUGGGUACAGGAGUACGACAUCGAAGGGAAGCUGCGACCUUGGGCUGUAACCUGUGGUAUCGCAAUGAAACAGGCCAAGAAGAUGGCACACCUCGAAUUGCGUCUGGGCCGCCAUUUUCCGACACACCUUCACACUAAAGACGGAAGCCGGCUCGACGAACCUCCCUCUAUCGAAGGCUACCUCGACCGCAUACGCCCUAACACCCAAGCGAAGCAUGCGGUCUAUCUAGCGACACACGACGGCAACCUUUUCUCUCUCAACCCCUCUAAUGCCGACCCUCCUCGCCCGCCAGGCAUGCCUCCCUUCCUGGCUUCUCCGAGCUCGGCAAAUCCCACACGAUCGCCUCGCGAGCAGGAGGUUCUCAGGGGUGCACGCCAAAUCCUCGAUGCAGGUGGCGUGAUCGACCUCAGAAACGUGUUGACAGUGCGGAGGGCGUUCCAACCUCAUGCAGCGGCUCGGCACGACGAAACGCCUCCGAAGCACCUCGCCGGAUGGGAGGAGCAGGAAGAGUCCGUCGAGACAGCAGAGAGGACACACAGCGACGACGAGGAUGAAGGAGGGGAAGAGGCGCUCGCCAAAUCGCCUGAUAAACCUCGCAUGAAGAUGCGAAGGAGCUUCGAGCUGCUGCUGAUGACCGGGCAUGUGAUCCGGUUUGAAGCAUACUCACGACGGGUGGCUUUGGAAUGGAUUGACCGCCUACGCACAUUGGUCGCAUACUGGAAGAAACGCCACCACAUCGAUGCCCGCGAUGAGAUGGACCUCGUGCAGGCUUCACAUCCACGGUUAACUCCGCAAGUCCACGUCCACGGCGAGGACCCGGAUGCGCCUCCGGAAUUGCCACCUGAUCCAGAGACGUCCGCGACAGCGUUGAGCUUCUUCUACAACCAUUGCAUCCUAGACGGGUGUCGGAGUAUCCUCAAGGGCGGCAGGUUAUAUGUAAGAGAAGGCAUGUGGGGCCAAUAUAAAUACGUCCAAGCCUUCCUGGUAUCUGGGCAUUUAGUCCAGUAUCGCAUCAUGUCCCAAAGCUCGCUCCAUCGUCGCCGGAAAAAGCACACCAUUCAUCUCCUUGAUGCGUAUGUUUGCUCAGGGGCCUUUGCUGCCCAGACGCUCCCGAACGGUCAGUACGACCCGAACGCGCCCCCCACACCCCGCCGAUACCAAGACGGCCUCGAGGCCGACGAUCGCGAAGAGGAAACCUUAUUCAUGGUCUGGUACAAGUCCCACAAGAACGUCAUGGGCGUCAUGCCCGGCACCACCCUCGGCGGCGACGAUGCCGCUGCGAACGAGAACGCAGAUCUAGAAAAGGCUACGUUGCCGGAACUGGACGUCAAAAUGGCGAAGCGGAAGGUAGCUAUCUUCCGGACGAGGAGCAGGCUGGAGCGGGACGUGUGGUGCUGGGCCAUCAAUUGCGAGAUCGAGAAGGUCGUGAGGGCGAGCAAGGAUAGGGAAGUCAGGGUUCGGGAGGAUGGUGGGCUGGUGGAGCUUUAAGCAUUCUCCAUCACCAUCCGGUCCGGUCGGUCGUUUUUGUACACAGUGGACUUGGUGCUGGACAGCGGAUACCGCCUUGACGUUACAUACCUUAAUCACCCCCGCACUUGGUGUGACUUAAAUAACACAUGCCAUUCCG